This is a messenger RNA of Dicrocoelium dendriticum, 1154 nucleotides long. NCBI's taxonomy places the organism in Eukaryota, Metazoa, Platyhelminthes, Trematoda, Plagiorchiida, Dicrocoeliidae. The record is from the annotation of a GenBank genome assembly.
GUCAAUCAAUACCCUCAUUCGAACGCCUGUCAUCGAGCCUAAGGCGCUGAUUGGGCACGGUUAUCCGUCAUGUUCGCGCAUACCCUUGCCCACCAAGAUGCCACUGCAGGUGGAUGGCAAUCCUCAAAUCAGACUGCAGAUGAAAACAACCAAACAUCAGCUACGCUUCUGACACCUAAUCCACUUGACUUCCACCAUAGUUUGGAGUAUCCGGAAUCCACAUUUUUCCGAGAAUUCACCCAAACUGCUGAUUCUGAUAUUACAAAGGGAGCACUAUACCUGGUGGUUUCUUUGUAUAACUCACUCAGUGGACUUCCUAGUGGUACUGUCAAGGAAAGAACCUCAUUAACUAUGCUUAAUGAGUCCCCGUUUAUUGGUUGGCUCAAGCGUGUUGGGCGGUUUUCAGAAUCCACCUUCAGCGGAAUCCAUCAGCAAGCGUUCUUCACCAUCUCUUGCAACCGACAGCAAAUGACUGUUGAUUUGUACAGAGAGCGCUUCAUCCCACAUCUACUCGGAACGCUAGGAAAAGAGGCAAAGUUGCCACGGCUGUGCGCCAAGAAGUGCCUGGAGUCAAUGGCACUUCCGAUCUUCCGAUCCACACGAACUAACAGCUGUUCCGGUGUGAAGUCCAAAAUUGUGGUUGACUUCACAAUCAUAAACCGCGCGCUGUUUACACUGUCUCAUGGUCUGCGUAUUCAAAAUCCAGACGUAAUCGGAGAGGUGAUGUCACCCAACUCUAUCUUUGAAUCUUCCGGUUAAACCAAUUUACUUACCAGAAUGGCAUCAUGAGGCAUCUAAAUCAGCCCAUUUCAUAACAGAAAUGCAAGAGUGAUAGAAAUUCAACAGUGGACAAUUUUCGACAUUCACCAGCCUCAUGUUAAAAUCUCGAGCAAAGCAUGUGUGCAACACUGAACUGGAAAUUUAUGCAUUUAAACCUCAUGCGUGUGGAAUCAUGUCAAUCGGUAAUGGGGAAUUUAGUGGAGGCGGACUAUGGGUGAUCGCGACCCUGUAAGAUGAUGUGAUCAGUUCUGAUGUGAUCAGUGUCAAAGUAUACAGGUGUCCCCGUGAAAUGCUAGCCUGGCAUUUAGAAUAAAACUAUUUCUGAAACACUUGCCUUCUUUCCAAGUUUCAUUGUUGGAAAGCUAAAGAGUGAG